UAGGCAAAUGAGAAAGCAAAUCUCUUGAAACAUAAACAGUGGUACUUCCCUGGAGGGAGGAGAUGGGGAUUCUCCUGUUGCUCUGAGUGUUGCCAGGUGCCAGAAGUGGUCCCCGGUGGUGGUGGACAGUUAUUCUGAGUGACGGCCCUUGCACACGCUUCUGAGUGGUUAUCAUGGGCUUCAUUGCCUUUCUGAAGACCCAGUUCAUAGUUCACCUCCUCAUUGGGUUCGUCUUUGUUGUGAGUGGACUGAUCAUUAACUUCAUUCAACUAUGCACACUAGUCCUCUGGCCCAUAAACAAGCAGUUGUAUCGCCGAGUAAACUGUCGCCUUGCCUAUUCACUUUGGAGCCAGUUGGUAAUGCUGCUGGAAUGGUGGUCAGGCACAGAGUGCACCUUGUUCUCAGACGAGGCCACGGUGAACACCUUUGGCAAAGAACAUGUCAUCAUCAUCUUGAAUCACAACUUUGAAAUCGACUUCCUGUGCGGCUGGACUAUGACAGAGCGCUUCGGAGUGCUAGGGAGUUCCAAAGUCCUUGCUAAGAGAGAGCUGCUAUAUGUGCCCCUAAUUGGUUGGACGUGGUACUUCCUUGAGAUUGUUUUCUGCAAAAGGAAAUGGGAAGAAGACAGAGAUACAGUUAUUGAAGGAUUGAAACGUUUGUCUGAUUACCCUGAGUACAUGUGGUUUCUCCUGUACUGUGAAGGAACUCGUUUUACAGAGACCAAGCACCGUAUCAGUAUGAAGGUAGCUGAAUCCAAGGGGUUGCCUAAACUGAAAUACCACCUGUUGCCCAGAACCAAAGGUUUCACCACUGCUGUCCAGUGUCUCAGGGGAACAGUUUCAGCAGUGUAUGAUGUAACACUAAAUUUCAGAGGAAACAAGAACCCAUCUUUAUUAGGAAUUCUUUAUGGAAAGAAAUAUGAAGCAGAUAUGUGUGUAAGGUGA
Acanthisitta chloris (rifleman) is the source of this 944-nucleotide messenger RNA. RefSeq names its product 1-acylglycerol-3-phosphate O-acyltransferase 3 (gene AGPAT3). The record is from RefSeq and is a predicted model, not a curated record. Gene Ontology annotation, molecular function: 1-acylglycerol-3-phosphate O-acyltransferase activity. Gene Ontology annotation, cellular component: endoplasmic reticulum; endomembrane system. Bases 174 to 944 code for a protein of 256 amino acids. The transcript has 6 exons. NCBI's taxonomy places the organism in Eukaryota, Metazoa, Chordata, Aves, Passeriformes, Acanthisittidae.